AUGGAUGACACCAUCUUGGCACAAGAAGAAAGCGAUGAGCGCACCGGGGCGGGCGUCAUUCUCAGCAAGGAAGACCAGGCCAGAUAUGCUAAACUUUUGCGUCCCAACAUUCCUCCGCCCAUUGAUCCGUACUCCAAUGUGGCAUGGGAGGACUACGACCAGGUAGAGGAGCGCCUUGCACGCGUUCGCAUCGCCUGUUACAAGAUUGUGAAGCCAGAGGCCGCACAUGAACUCAAGGAACCGGAAGAGUACACCGAGGAUGAACUUUGUCAGGAGUCCUACUUUCGGCAUUUGGAUGAUGAUGAAAGUUUCGAGUGGUUCUUCCAUCGCGACGAUAGCCAGAAACCUGAAUUGAAUGACUACCAACGCAUUGUCCUUCGUAAUUUCCUGCCUGAUAGUUGUGAACGCCAGUACUGCUAUCACGACGAUUACCGCUCACGUUAUCAUACAUAUGAAAUUGAUUCCGUUUAUGUCAAGUACUAUGGAGAAAUAUCAAAGAAAAUAAAGUGGAUUGCAGAUUAUUUGCAUCUGGAUCGCAGUACCGAGGCGUGGAGAAACAUGUAUACUAUAGCAUGGAGGCAAGCAUUGAGGAUUGCAACACACUUUCCCCAUAUGACUGUUCAUUUAGCUGCUUUUGCCUAUAAUGAGUACAUUAUUGAGCUGAACACAUAUGCGUCCCUCAAGGACAUAGAUCUUCUCUAUUUUGAGAUAUGGAGGCUUGUCGCCAAGGAAGAUAGGAGAUACUUAGAUGCUGUGAAGGAAGUAUAUGAAAUGGACAAGUUUGCUAUACACAAAAGGGUACUACAUGCUGAACUGAAUGCGUUGCCUGUCUUUGUAACAAUAAAGCAAAUGAUUUAUUCUAUUGUCAAGGAGGGUGGCAUUGAUCUGAAGGCUAAAGAGGAUGAAGCUCGGGCUGUGUUUAGCAAGUUAGCUUUCAGGAAGCAUAAAACAAUGAACAUGGCGCAGUACGCUGAAAAGAAGAUGGAGAUCGCAGAUCGGUUGGGUUUGGACAAAAAGGUAAAUAUCCAGAAGGAUUUGUUUUCGUGGGGAUAUGAUUAUGGGAACAUUAGAUUCGUCGCCCUUGAUCUGAAAUCUAUCGCUGUCCCUUUUGGUCUGAAAUCAAUUAAUAUGAUAACAAACUUCAAAACUCUGGUGCAAGAACGAAACCCAUCGAAGCUUGAUCUUGACAAGUUCGAUUGUUUUCAGCCCAAAGGGGAAGCAUUUUUAGGCGUACCUUUUUUUGGCAGGUUUGAUUGUGGGUUCUUUGUUAUUCUGUACAUGGAGAAUCUAACAGCAAGGGGGAUGAAGCCAUUCAACACGUUUGUUUCCUUGCUUAUUGGUAUAUUUUUUGCUGAAACAAUGAAUCCUACUGGUUUUUGCGCUGAAGGAUUAGCUGGCCCGCACCAGCGGCAGCAAUUUUGCGAGUGGAGGGGACUAGCGCCGCACUGCGUGCAGCCGUGCCUGGACGGCGGACAAGGGAUUCUAUUUCUGAAACAGAAUGGCUAUUGCAGGAAGUAA
Molecule: messenger RNA, 1518 nt
Organism: Triticum dicoccoides
Lineage: Eukaryota; Viridiplantae; Streptophyta; Magnoliopsida; Poales; Poaceae
Exons: 15
Coding region: 1-1518 (505 amino acids)
Source: RefSeq, a predicted model, not a curated record